AUGCCCUCAAAUGUUUCCAUUGGCAAUUAUGGCUCUGGCCCGCAAAAUGUGGCUACAGGCGACGGCCCUCAAAACAAUAACAACGCAGGUGGUGUACAGAUCAACAGUGGUAGUUUCUCUGGAUGGUUAGUCAACCCUUUCCUCGGCCAAGGCAAGGCUGAGACGCUGCAAGUGGAAAACCAGAGUGAAUUCUCUACUUCCAGUCAAGGGCAGCCACGCCAUCGCGAGGGAUUUCAAGUAGCAGUCAUCUGUGCUCUGGCACUUGAAUACGACGCAGUUUCAUUGCUCUUUGAUCAGUUUUGGGAUGAAGACGACGAGCCUUACGGGCGGGCCCAGGGAGACACAAACAUUUACACGACUGGCAAGAUCGGGAAUCACAAUGUUGUAUUGGCGCUUCUACCCAGCAUUGGCACAGCUGCCGGCGCAGGAGUAGCGGCCAGUUUCCGGUCCAGCUAUUCUGGCUUGAAAACUGCCUUUCUCGUGGGAGUCUGCGGCGGCGUCCCGAGUACGGGCCAGGACGAAGUGCUGCUUGGCGACGUGGUCAUCAGCAAGACGGUGGUCCAGUACAGCCUUGGGAGACAGUAUCCCGGUGCAUUCGUGGCCAAGGACACCGUGGGCGACAAUCUCGGCCGUCCGAGCAAAAACAUCCGCACCUUGAUCACCAGUUUCGAGACUGAGCGUGGAAGACGACGUCUGCGGCAGAAAGCCGGACAGUAUUUGAAGGACCUGCAACGCACAGCCCUGGAAGAGGGGCAUCGCCACAGCUAUCAAUAUCCAGGCGUUGCAGAAGACAAGCUGUUUGCGGCCACGUAUGUCCACAAACAUCGGGAGCUGCAAGCAUGUAGCUGCAGCUGCAGUGAGGAAAAGGACAGCUUUUGUGACGAGGCUGCCCAUGCGUCUUGUACUGAACUCGGUUGCAAUGAGGAACAGCUAGUACCAAGAAGGCGUUUGGAGACGAAAAGGAAUAUGGAUCCAGAUCGUGUGCAGUGUCCUGAAAUCUUGAUUGGCGGCGUGGCAUCUGGAGACACGGUGAUGAAAUCCGGGGAGCACCGUGAUCGAAUCGCCAAAGAGCGAAACGUGAUUGCCUUUGAGAUGGAGGGCGCUGGUGUUUGGGACGAGGUGCCGUGCAUCGUCGUCAAGGGAGUCUGUGACUACGCCGAUAGCCAUAAGAGCAAGAUGUGGCAGCCAUUUGCGGCGGCAACGGCGGCGGCUGUGCUCAAGGCAAUACUGGUACAAUAUCCAGUGACGGAUUUGCCGUCUUCUCAUCCCUCGUUUGCUGCUACUGCGGGAUCAAGUAGUUGA
Messenger RNA from Trichoderma gamsii, 1302 nucleotides. Its product is annotated as pfs domain-containing protein. NCBI's taxonomy places the organism in Eukaryota, Fungi, Ascomycota, Sordariomycetes, Hypocreales, Hypocreaceae. Gene Ontology annotation, biological process: nucleoside metabolic process. Gene Ontology annotation, molecular function: catalytic activity. The record is from RefSeq and is a predicted model, not a curated record. Bases 1 to 1302 code for a protein of 433 amino acids. The transcript is spliced from 2 exons.